Molecule: messenger RNA, 1148 nt
Organism: Hyla sarda
Lineage: Eukaryota; Metazoa; Chordata; Amphibia; Anura; Hylidae
Gene: GLOD4
Product: glyoxalase domain containing 4
Exons: 9
Coding region: 137-1033 (298 amino acids)
Source: RefSeq, a predicted model, not a curated record
CAGAAACAAUCUGGAAACAAGUAUUCAACUAUAAGUGGAUAAGCGAUAAGUGUGUGGUCUCCAUGGUGAUGGUGCUUGACGUCAUCAAGAAGCGCGGGCUGAGUUCCAGGUUGUGUAGUUAUUGUAGCUGUCAGCAAUGUUAGGCAGGAGAGCCCUGCAUUAUGUCCUGAAGGUGGCGGACAGGCCCAGUACAGCACGGUUCUUCAGAGAUGUUCUUGGGAUGAAGGUUUUACGGCAUGAGGAAUUUGAAGAAGGUUGCAAAGCCACUUGCAAUGGCCCCUAUGAUGGGAAAUGGAGUAAAACUAUGAUUGGCUAUGGUUCAGAAGACAGCCACUUUGUUGUUGAGCUGACCUACAACUAUGGAAUUGGGGAGUACCGUCUUGGCAAUGAUUUCCUGGGGCUCACUCUACAAUCCAGCCAAGCUGUAGCCAAUGCAAGAAAGAUGAAUUGGCCACUUUCCGAAGUAUCACCUGGACUGUUUCAGACAGAAGCCCCUGGAGGUUAUAAGUUCUUUUUAGAAGACAGAGCUCAACCAAAUACAGAUCCAGUGCAGAAAGUGACAGUUGCUGUAUCUAACCUGCAAAAGUCUGUUGCUUACUGGUCUGACUUGUUAGGCCUGAGAGUCUAUCAUGAAGACAAGGAUAAAAAGAGUGUUCUGUUGGGCUAUGCAGAUGACCAGUGCAAACUGGAACUUCAGGAUAUCGGAGGACCAGUGGAUCAUGCAGCAGCGUUUGGACGAAUUGCGUUCGCUUGUCCAAAAGAUCAGCUUCCAACUAUUGAGGCAACUAUGAAAGAGCAGAAUGAAAAGAUCCUGACUCCUCUUGUAAGCCUGGAUACUCCGGGAAAAGCUACUGUCCAAGUUGUUAUUUUGGCUGAUCCUGAUUGUCAUGAAAUUUGCUUUGUUGGAGAUGAAGCAUUUCGAGAAUUGUCUCAGACUGAUCCAAAUGCUGAUCAACUUCUUAAUGAUGCAAUGGCAGCAGAUAAGAGUGACGAAUGGUUUGCAAAACGCCAAAGACAGAAGUCAUCUGCAUGAUUAAACCGGAAUGAUGUACAUGUCUUUAAAAAUCAACCUUUGAUUUAUAUGCUCCCUGACUAAAUACUGACCAAAAAAUUUUGCUGACAAAAUGCUGGCUAAUAAAUGUUACUGA